UUGGUUGUUUCCAUCUUCUGGCUGUUGUGAAUGCAGCUGUGAACACUGGUGUACAAGUAUCAGUUUGUGCUCCUGCUUUCAGUUAUUUUGGGCAUAUACCUGGGAAUGCAGUUGCUGGAUCAUAUGAAGUUGGCUCUGGAGGGUGGUGAGUCAGAGGAGACCGACCGAAGGCAGCAGGCGGCUGAGGUCAUGGCCUCCGACCUGGACUUCUCACCCCCCGAGGUGCCCGAGCCUACUUUCCUGGAGAACCUGCUACGGUACGGACUCUUCUUGGGAGCCAUCUUCCAGCUCAUCUGUGUGCUGGCCAUCAUCGUACCUGUUCCCAAGUCCCACGAGGUGGAGGCAGAACCCUCCGAGCCUAGAAGUGUGGAGGUGACGAGGAAGCCCAAGGCUGCUGCUCUUUCUGCCAGCAAGAGGCCCAAGAAGGAGGCCAAGAAGAAGCGGUAGAAGAAGAGGCCUGCGGAGCCAGGCAGGCGGGGCGUGGGCCCAGGGGGCAGCCCUCCCGGGACUCAACGUCCUGUUCCCUCCUUCAUCCCAGGGGCAGGGCUGAGGUGGCUGGGCCGCUCUCUGACCACAGAGAUCUGGACAAUCGUGGCAGUCCCCAGGCCCCAGCUGGGCAGUUCCACUUCCUUCUGCUUCCGUGACAGUUUAGAGCCAAGGGGACUGAAACCCCCUACGAGCAGAGGCUGUCUAAGAAGUCCGCCUGUUCAGAAGUUGGGCUGGCUCAGAGUGACACUUCCAUGCUUAAUCAUUGUGGCCAGCCUUUACUUACCCACCUUGUGGAUUUACACUACAUUCUAGAGUCAUGAUCUCACGCUGACAAGCACUGCCCCUCCCAUUACUCGUGCACCGCAGAUCUGCUCACCAGUCACCUUUGUCUCUCCUAGUACAGAAGGAGCCAAGCCAGGCCUUCCCUGUUUGUUUAGGUCAAGACACCACGGCCACUGUGAUGGUGGUCCCAGAGGCACGACAGCCAGGUCCGAAGAUGCCUGGUGUGAGAGCCUGCAGGAAAGCCGGCCAGGGUUGUGCUUGGUUCUCUGGCAAAUGGAAGGGACUUGGCCCAUGUUCUUGGGCCCAGUCUUUCUGAGCCUCUGAAAUGGGGGGCUUGUCAAUCUCAGACCGACCUCUUUUUAGCCCAUCAUGGUACAUUCAGUGUGUGCCUUUUGGCUUCCAUCUGACACGUCUCCACUUCCCCUAAUUCUUUCAACCCCAGAACAGUGAGGAAGAGUCAUCUGGGCAAAUAAACAUCAAUAAACUGCCUCCCACGCUGGA
Messenger RNA from Lynx canadensis (Canada lynx), 1272 nucleotides. RefSeq names its product mannosidase beta like (gene MANBAL). The transcript has 3 exons. Lineage: Eukaryota; Metazoa; Chordata; Mammalia; Carnivora; Felidae. Gene Ontology annotation, cellular component: membrane. The record is from RefSeq and is a predicted model, not a curated record. Bases 106 to 447 code for a protein of 113 amino acids.